AUGGAAAUUAAAAGAAUUAGUGUCCAUGUUAUUGCAUAUAUUUGGUCUGAUAAUGGACAUAAUUUAUUUGAUUAUGAAAGUGAUUCAUUAAUCAAAAAGUAACUGGAUUUUGAUUUUUAAGGUAAUGAUCUUAUAAAUUAAAGAAUAGGAAGAGUUGUUUAAUUAGAUCGAGAGAUUUUAGCACUUACAAAAAAUGUAUUAAUUUACAAUAAAAUUAUCUAGGAAGUAGUGAGAAACCAAAAAGAAAUAUUUGAGUUUAGGAGUAACCAAUAAUUUAUUGAAUUACACAAUUAAAAAAUUGAAAAUGCCUUUUGGAAAGUCAUUCGACCUAAUUAAACUUCAGAUUUACCAACUCUUGAGAAAUAGAAAUUAUAAAUAAACUCUAUAAUAAAGUUAGGGAGAGUUAGGCUCACUAUAUUAUAUUAUAGUUUUACAUAUGAAUUUGAUGACAAAGCUAUACCAGAUGAAAUGGAAGAGAGGAAUAAAUUAAAUGAUAGUGAUUUUAUUGAAAGUCAAGUUUAAUGUAGAUUUUGUUUAAGUAAAUUGGCUACCUUAGAAAAUCCAUUCAUAAGUCCUUGUAAAUGUGCUGGUUCAAUAAAGUUUGUGCAUUUAAAAUGUUUAUAGAAUUGGUUGAAUAGUUAAUUAAAAAAAAAAGAAUAAAAUGGUGUAACUCUAUAUUAUUGGAGGAGUAUGAAAUGUGAAUUAUGUAAGAUUGCUUAUAAAAGUAAUUUUGAUUUUAAUAUAAUAGCAUCUUUUAAAUUUAAAUAAUUUCAUUAUAAUAUUUGUGAUGUGAAUAAGCCUAAAGAACCUUAUUUAUUAAUAUAAAUUAAUCAUAAUGAUAAAAAUAAAGAGUAAGGACUUUAUAUGAUUGAAAUUAAAAAUAGAAAUAUUAUAAAAAUAGGAAGAACUUAAGAUUGUGAUAUAAAAUUACAUGAUAUUUCAGUAUCUCGUCAUCAUGCAAGUAUUUUAAUAAAUUAAAAUGAUUAAUCUUUUCAUAUAUAAGAUAAUUGUUCAAAAUUUGGUACUUUAGUAUUAGCUUAAGAAUCUGAUUUAUAAAUUCAUUUGAAUUCAUAAAAACGAUUAGCUUUGUAAGUUGGCAGAGUAGUUAUAGUUGUAACAAUUGAAAAAAAGAUAAACAAAAAAAAGUAUGUAUUUUUGUAUAAUGAAUUCAGAUUCAAUAAAUAUAGAGUACCUUCUUAAGUUGAAGUUUUUAGAUAAAUUAAGUAACAUGAAGAUGAAGAUAAAGAUAAAGAAAUAUCUGGUGAAUAAUAAUAAUUAGAUGAUGAAGAAGAGAUAUUAAUUAAUGAUCCAGCUUAUGAUAAAGAUUAAGAUAUUAAUAAAUUUAAUAAUAUGAAUUUUCUUACUGGAAGUAUCAUACAAAAAGAGUGA
Messenger RNA from Paramecium pentaurelia, 1389 nucleotides. The record is from the annotation of a GenBank genome assembly. NCBI's taxonomy places the organism in Eukaryota, Ciliophora, Oligohymenophorea, Peniculida, Parameciidae.